AUGGAUGAAGUUACCAGAGAUAUGACAAUGCCGAGCUACGUGACUCCAAACGGGCAUCAGUUCUUCUUCGGUCCUGUCCACAAAGGGCAAUUCUAUCGCGAGCACUACGGCCAAAUCUACUGGAAUCCUUUCUUCGAAAUCUUCUUCUACCGAAAUGAUGAGAAAGGCGAGCAAACAAAUCAGCUGGUCAAAAUGAGGAUCAUUCUCCAGUCGUCUGUCGCCGAUCCUUACAGCAUCAAUGUUAAUGAUAUCGUCGAUUUCGAUCCCAAGGAAUUCACACAGUCCCGUGCUCUUCUCCUUCGCGAUAUUACGGCGGCAGUCAAUGAGCCUCAAUUCGGCGAGGUCGCAAGAAAUGUCAUCCUUGUCUUCCACGAAGACCACUACCAACAUCUUCUGAGCGAGGGACUACCAAAUCAUCAGAUCACUGGAUUAGACGAACAUCUUCCUGAACCCAUGGCAGAAGGACCAACAAAGGCAAUGCUUCGACAGGAGUUUCCGUUCAUCAAAGACCUCGUUCAUACCGUCUGUACUCGACGAAAGGCAUGGAAGCUGUUUGAUCCCCUUUGCGAAGUCGAUGAGUCGUAUGCCUUCUUAAAAUACGAUUUCUCCCGCCGCACAACUCACAAGACGCCCGGAAAAUUCAAGAAAGUGCUCUCUGAAAUCAUCGACAAUCAUUUCACCGUCGACUUCCGUGCCACCAAGCCAACGACAAUGGUCAUCAUCGGUUAA
This is a messenger RNA of Oikopleura dioica, 729 nucleotides long. NCBI's taxonomy places the organism in Eukaryota, Metazoa, Chordata, Appendicularia, Copelata, Oikopleuridae. The record is from the annotation of a GenBank genome assembly.